UUUCCUUCACUCAACUGCCUCACAUUUUCUCUCAAAGUUCACUACUUGUGUGCAGACAAAAAUGGCUUUUGCUGGGUUUUUCUUGUUGGGUUUACUUUCAAUGGUCUCAGCUGUUCAUGGAUAUGGUGGUGGAUGGACUAAUGCUCAUGCUACUUUCUAUGGUGGGAGUGAUGCUUCAGGCACAAUGGGUGGUGCUUGUGGUUAUGGGAACCUGUAUAGCCAGGGAUAUGGGACAAACACUGCAGCUUUGAGCACAGCUCUGUUCAACAAUGGGCUUAGCUGUGGGUCUUGCUAUGAGAUUAAGUGUGUGAAUGAUGGCAAGUGGUGCCUGCCUGGUUCCAUUGUGGUCACUGCUACCAAUUUCUGCCCUCCAAACAAUGCUCUCCCAAACAAUGCUGGUGGGUGGUGCAACCCUCCCCUGCAACACUUUGACCUUUCUCAGCCUGUCUUCCAACACAUUGCUCAGUACAAAGCUGGAAUUGUGCCUGUUUCUUACAGAAGGGUACCAUGCAGGAGAAAGGGAGGGAUAAGGUUCACAAUCAACGGCCACUCCUACUUCAACCUAGUCCUCAUCAGCAACGUCGGCGGUGCCGGUGACGUACAUGCGGUGGCCAUCAAGGGUUCCAGGACUGGUUGGCAACCCAUGUCCAGGAACUGGGGCCAGAACUGGCAAAGCAACAACUACCUCAACGGGCAAAGCCUGUCAUUUAAGGUCACAACAAGUGAUGGCCGUACCGUGGUCUCCAACAAUGUUGCCCCAUCUGGCUGGUCCUUUGGGCAGACCUUCACUGGCGGCCAAUUCCGCUAGAGAAAAGAACGAAGAAAACACCCAUCUUUAUUAUCUUAGCCUUAUCAAUUAAAUACAAUAUAUACCAAUUAACUAGCUUGACUUUUUAGUAUAUCUAGCUAGUAGAUUAUACUAUAUUAAUGUGAAGGGUUUAUUUUGAAAAUAGCCCCUUUAUCAGUUUUUCAACAAAGUAUUUGUAAGGGCAGAGGUGGACUUUUACCACCCGCCACCAUUGCAUUUUGUUUUGGCUUUGUAUUUGCAUUUCUUGUAAGCUGCUUUGGCUGAAGAGUGUUAUUUGGCUUUCAUUUGUAUGAUGAGAAAAUUGUAAAUUUGCAAUUUCCACUAGUAAUGAAAAACUGAAUUUCUGAUUUAUAA
Gossypium raimondii (Peruvian cotton) is the source of this 1162-nucleotide messenger RNA. Its product is annotated as expansin-A10. The transcript is spliced from 3 exons. The coding region runs from base 62 to 808 and encodes 248 amino acids. The record is from RefSeq and is a predicted model, not a curated record. Gene Ontology annotation, biological process: plant-type cell wall organization. Lineage: Eukaryota; Viridiplantae; Streptophyta; Magnoliopsida; Malvales; Malvaceae. Gene Ontology annotation, cellular component: extracellular region.